Molecule: messenger RNA, 5527 nt
Organism: Drosophila ficusphila
Lineage: Eukaryota; Metazoa; Arthropoda; Insecta; Diptera; Drosophilidae
Product: nuclear factor related to kappa-B-binding protein
Exons: 4
Coding region: 322-5277 (1651 amino acids)
Cellular component (GO): Ino80 complex
Molecular function (GO): protease binding
Source: RefSeq, a predicted model, not a curated record
AUUUAUAAAGAACCCUGAUCCAAAACCGUUACGUCAUAUCUGAAAUUAACCCCUAAAAUGAAGAACUGCAUUUUUCAGCCGCAGAGGUGGGACAACCACCACCGCAACAUCGUGCCACCACUAGCGUGCUCGCGUUUCGCGAUGAAUGGUGAAAAAUCGCAGAGAAAACAUGCUUAACAAUAAAAAAGAAGAAAACCAGCAGCUAACGCUGGCUGAUUGAUAUAACGAGGCAGCGGCGUAAGAGACAAAAAUUAUAACUUAGUGUAGAGAAAAAAUCGCUCUUUGCGAAGAAAAAUCUGGUGGCGAAUUCUUGGCGAUUCGAUGAGCAACAUAAACAUAAACACAGUGCCCAGGCCGAGUCCGAAUGCUAAUGGGAAUCCAGAUCGAAAUCCAAAUCAAAAUCGUAAUGUCGAUUCCGAAGAGGAGGAGGAGGGCGAUGGCCGUAUGAGCGACAGCGGAAGCAGCACAGCCAGCAGCCAAAGGAGUCGCAGUUCGAGCAGCAGUUCCUCGAACUCCUCAAGCGGUUCGCUGGAGGAGGAUCCAGAUGGCGAGGAUGAGGACAUGUCCGACCAGGACGCGGCUAGUGGCUCGGAAACGGAGGACGAUACCACCACCUGCCAAUCGGAUGAACUGGAAUUGGCCCAACUGAGUAGAACGGAUAUUUUCCGGUUACCCAGGGGUUUGUGUGAGAACUCGGCCAUUUUCCACGAGUUCUUCUCUUUGGAAACCUGGCAGCUGUUGCCCCAUCAUUUCCAGGCCCGCCUGCAGCCCAUGUUGCCGGACUUUUCCGGUUUGGUCUCUGGUCAAGCGCAGGCCAACGCCGAACAGCAACGAACUCUGGUGCAGCUCUUCAACGGAGGCCUGCAGCGAUUUGGUCAAUCCCCGCUGCUUCAACUGCAACGACACCUGGAGGAAGGCAACCUGCGACCGGAUGUCCUGCAACUUCGGAAAAGCAUCCAGCACUCAAGCAGAAGAGAAUUCCGUUUUCAGCAGGCCGAACGCGUCAGCCAGUUGGCCAAGGAGCUAUUCUUGUCAAGGGAACAGCUACUCCAGGAUGCCUAUUCCGCCGCCCCGCCCUCCGAGGGCGCCUUUGGCAAAUACCUGCCUCGGCCACGACCCCGCAAGAGGAAGCAGCCCAUGCUGUCUAUGGAGAACAGAUUUUGCUCACAGCGAGCCAAGAAACGCUAUGCUCAGGAGCUUCUGGAGCUCUUCGGGGACGUGGAGGCGAAACCCGGCGAUAUCAGUGCCGAGGAGGAGGACGAGGAAUGCGCCCAGUUGAUGGACCGACUGGCCAGGGAACCGCAACAAUUCAAGCUGGAGGAGCCCAAGGCUCCUGAGCCGGUGGGUCCUGGCAGACCCUCAAAUGCAGCAGACAAAAAAAGCAUUUACAACACCUUCUUCAAGCGGCGACCGGGUGUGGAUGAUGACCUUGUGCUGCGUUCCAUGCAGGCGGAGAGAAUUCCUCAGCUUAACGACAAGAACUUCCGAAAGUAUUUGAGAGACUAUAAGCGCCGGAAAUUGGAGCAGCCUGAGAGUCCCGAGUUUGAUACAUCAGAGGUACGUCUGCGCGAUAUCUGCACUCGUGCCCAGUUCGUGGGAAGCUUCAAACCAGGCCGAAAACCCAAAGCGCUUAUGGCCCGACUCAAUCCCGAUCCACCUGCCCUGGUGCCUAUUGGAGUGACGCCGACUAAGAGCGAGUUUGUGGAUGAGGAGCCCAUGCUCUUGGAUGAGCCGCAGCAACUGUACGGCCGCCGUGCGCCGGAGGACCAGCCAGAGGAGCACCUACCCCCCAAGGAACCUCUUCUUAUGCCAAAGAAAGUAAUACCCGCAACAGUUAUUCCCCCUCAUCCUGUGCCCAAGCUAGAGCCUUUGAAUGGACCCAUAGCCAAUCCUAAGGCGAGUCCUACACCGCAUAAUAUCGCAAGUAGUUCCGCAAGUGCGGCUCCUUCAACUGCUGGCCACGUUACCGGCAGUCCCACCCGGGAAAUGCUGAUUCGUCCGCCAGCCUCACCUCGUCCCGCCUCCUUCUUCUCGCUGCUGAGAGACCUGUUUGUAUCCACACCCCAACACCGGCUUACCUACGGAGAACUGCAAAUCCUGUUAUCCAGCUGGCGAGAAAUCAACUCAGAUGCAUCAAUACCGACCGGGGAAUGGCCGAGAAUCGUGCUAGAUUGGUCAAAGUUGCUGCAAUCAGCUGUCAACUUCUUGUCAGGUGACUUUGGCGCCGUUCCGGUGGAAUAUGUUCCCUACAUUGAGCACAAAACUCAGCUGGGAAUCUACCAAUGGAUAGGCGCUGGGCGGGAUUCGGAUGCGAGACUCCUCGGCCUGUGUCAGUGUUGGUUGAGAACCCAAAGGGAUGAGCAGUCGCAACUCAGUCCGGUUUCAAACUUAAAUGCUCAUCUCAAUGCAUUGGCGGAUACAACGCCAACUCCUCCGCCAAGAUGCCCCACCACCUGGACAGUGCGUUCAGCCAGCCAGGCGGAGAUCCAAGAGUUCCAGCGGCAGGAGCGGAUUCGUUUCGAGUAUCCGCAUCGUCCGUUCACCUAUCGCCUCAAUGGGUAUGAGAGCGUGGUGGGUCCAGUCAAGGGAAUCUAUACCCAAAGUUUGCCACUGAACAAAGCUAGAGGUCAUGCUGUCAUGGUGGAUGACCGACCUCCGUUUGUCACCAUCCUGACCCUGGUGCGAGAUGCCACUGCUAGGUUGCCGAAUGGAGAAGGAACCCGCGCUGAGAUCUCCGAGCUGCUUAAGUGCUCCCAGUACGUCAGUCAACAAGCAGCGGACAACGUUCUUCAGACCAUUGUGAGCGGAGCCUUGGAUCGCAUGCACGGUGGUCAGGAUCCUUGUGUUAAAUACGACGCCAGGCGGAAGAUUUGGAUUUAUUUGCACCGGAAUCGCAGCGAGGCAGAGUUCGAGAAAAUGCACAGACAUAACCAAACCAUGGUGAAACAAAAGCAGCAGCAGAGGAAACAGCUGACCAGGCCAAAAAUAUCUGAUGGUGCUGAAGGCUCAGGAGUUGUGGCGGAGCUGCCAAAGGAGCAAAUACCCGCCUUGGUUCCUGCAGUCGUAUCCCCAAUUCCAGUUUCAGUGCAACUUCCAGUGGGUGCAUCUCUGCAAGUGAAGAAACCAUUGGCCGUUAAAUGUCCCCCAGUACCGCCCUUAAAAUACCAUGUACCACCUGGUACGCCCAGUGCGGGAAAGAUAAUAGCAUCCCCCUCCAAUCCCAACCCGAUUCCAGGCUCCCUGCAGCAGGUUCAGAAAUCUCUGCUCAAACCCGUAGGCGUACCCAGUCCUGCUCCCGUACAGCGGCAGCUAGGCACACCCAAAACUGGCAACUUUGCGAUCUCUAAGAUCAGUCCGACACGGAAUACUACGCCAAUACUGGUGUCCACUCCCAGUGGACUGCAAACUGUUCAUGUAGCAACUACUCCACAAUCAGUGGGAUCCGCGCAACCUGCCGUGGCCAAGAAGCUGACCAUCAAGAAGCCCGCACCCAGCAACAAGAUAGGAAACUUUAUCAUCCCAAUGGAGCAGCAGCAAGGCGUUCAGCAGCAGCAGCAGCAGGGUCAGAAUGUGAAGGUGCAACCCAUUGCCGGGAAACCGAAAGCUCUCACUAUCACCCCGCGACCCCAGAUGCCGAAGAACAUUAUCCGCCUGCUGCCCGCUGGAGGAGCCACGAUAACUGGAAAUGCGGCAACGAGUCCCAAGCCCACAUCCGUGCAAAUCCUCGGGCCUCGCGUGGUGCCGCAAUCGCAAACAGUGCGACCGGUACAGCAAAAAAUCGGAGCCGUAUCUAUUGUGGCCAGCAAACCGGUGACAAGCAUUUCCGCCACAGAAACUGCCAAUCCCGUGGCCAUCACAACGAGCUCUCCUGUUACAGGAGGCGGAACAAUCGUGAAGAUGUCGCCACAGGCAUUCGCCAGUCUUCAGCAGCAACAGCAGCAGUUAAAACAGAAGGUAAACAGCACAAGUCCAGCCCUGAACUCGCCGCAGCAAAGGAUCAUUGUUGGAAACACGGCCAUAUCCUCGAAUAAGAAGAUUGUAUUCCAGUCGCUGACGAAGGCAGCACCUAAAAUACUCACCACAUCGCCCAGUGGGUCGGUGGCAAAGGCAGCCACCAACUCUUCAUCGCCGCAGCAGAGAAUUGUUCUGCAAAACUUCAAGCAACCGGUAGUGGGCACCAGCCAAUCCGGUGCCAUAGCGGCACUCGGAGGAAAUGCCACGCGGGUGAUUCGAGCUACUCCAGCUGCAGCUGUCGGAUCUGCAGGAGUUGCAGGAGGUGGGAACUCCCAACCAGCCGGUCAAAUCAUCACUUUAGACAGUCUGCUACAGAAACAACCCGCUGGAGGAAAACUUCUCACCACCACUGGCAAUAACAUCUUCCAGCUGGCCACAUCCACGUCGGGAAAUGUGAUCACCCUUAAUCCCAGCCAGCCCAAGCAGUUGCCAACGAUGUCACGCAUUGUCAGUGCGACCACUACGACCCCGACUUCUACCGGUGUCUCGACUGUAGUGCCAAAGAUCAUUGGCAAGACGACGGUGCUGCCGGGAAAACCUUUGCUUUUGCACGCCAAGACAUUAAAACAGGUCGGCAGCGGCAGUGCUGCCUCAACCCAGACCACCACAACCGCAACAACAUCUGUGAGUUCAGCGUCGGUAGGAGCAGGUGGAGCAGUCGUUUCCGGCGGAGGAGCGGCAAACACUGCCGUUCGAACGACACAGAACAUUGUGAUUGGCGGUCAGACCGUGAAGCUCCAAGGAGCGAUCUCUGCGCGAAACGCCGGUGCACCCGUUCAGACCGUCAUAAUGGGCAACCAAUUGCUGAGACUGGCCACCAGUGGUAGCAACACUACAACCAAUUCCUCUGGCAGUUUGGCAACGGCGCCAAAGACAUUGCUAAUUGGCGCAGGAGGCACUCAGACGCUGCGCCUGGCCAAGAAUGUGCUAGUGGCCAACAAGCAAAUCAGCAGCACGGUAAACAGCAGCUCAACGUCAGCAUCUCCAGCUGCGUCAGCGACCGGUGCGGCUAAUAACAAUCUCGUGUUUGCCGUGCAAGGCAACGGAGGCCAGCUCUUCUUUUCGCCAGGACUACAGAGCAUGAACAUUAAACCUCUUUCCAGCCUAAAAGUGAUACCCAUGGCCACGCCAUCGGCAGCCGGAACGUCGGCAUCUGGAAAAAUCUCGGUAACGACGGUGGCCGCAGAGACGGGAGCAAAAGCACUGACCACCAAACUGAUUCCGGCCACGGUUCUCAAAACGGCCACUGGGAGUGGCAACUAGGAGGCUCAGGAGCGGAGAGGCUAGUUAACCUCGUUGUUUACCCUUCCUUGGUUUAACUUUCUUCGAUUUUGUUCAAAUAACCCGUGUAAUUUAUCUAUGUAGGCAGAAAGUUUGCUAAUAUUGCUUCGUACUAAGUAAAAAUGAUGGACGCCGAUAGAAAUGUCCCAUCCAGCAACCAAUUUUACGGAACAGUUUAUAAAAUAAUAUAUAUGUAUAGAGACACUCAAUAAAACUCAGAUGAAACCAGAAA